GUCUCCGCUGCUCGGGACUAAAGCGCACGCAGCAGCUUUAAUUUUCCAGUGCACGCUCGCUCGCUCCGCUUCGGGGAGGGAGGAAGGAGGAGAGCUCGGGCUCUUUACAGCACGGAUACCACCUCCGAUGGACGCCAUAUAGGAGCAGAUAACACUCACAUCUUACUGUUUCUUCUCCUGGAGACUGUUACGCAUGCGAGUGCAAGUUUCGUGGGGGACAAACUUGCAAACGCGUCCUCGUGCGCCACCGGGCUUGAUGUGUUUUACGUGUCUGCGCUCGACAGUGAGGUAGACUGGCACGGCUUUCUUUUUACCGGCGUGGGGUCGAGCCCGUGGAUGCAGGUGCCGGGGUCGGUGCGUGAACCCCAUCGCAGGAUCAGCCGGGACUAGGGGCGACCAUGGUUCCUCCAGUUGUUCUGAAGUGGAUGAGGAAUAUGUCUCCGGAGAUGCUGCUGCUGCUGGUGCGGAUCCUGUGGGUUUUACCUGCGACCGGAGCGGCUCCUGCCAUGCGCACAGAUCAGCUGGACACCGGGGUGGACUGGCUGAGCAGGUUUGGCUACCUCCCGCCCCCCGACCCAGUGACUGGUCAGCUGCAGACCAAGGAGGCCCUGACCAAGGCCAUCAAAGCCAUGCAGAGGUUCGGAGGCCUGAAGGAGACCGGAGUCUUCGACCAAGCCACACAGGGUCUAAUGAAAACACCCAGAUGUUCUCUGCCAGAUGUGUCUGAGGCCGAGGGGACGAUGGGCCGCAGGAAACGAAGCCUGAUUCCACAGAACAAAUGGAAUAAAAUGCAUCUCUCCUGGAGAGUGAGGACCUUCCCUAAGGAUUCAGCCGGACUGGGCAGGGACACCGUUCGAGCCCUGAUGUACUACGCCUUGAAAGUCUGGAGCGACAUCGCGCCGCUCAACUUCCACGAGGUGGCCGGCAGCGACGCGGACAUUCAGAUCGACUUCACCAAGGCCGACCACGACGAUGGGUAUCCGUUUGACGGGCCGGGGGGCACCGUGGCACAUGCGUUCUUCCCCGGGGAGAGGUUCACCGCCGGGGACACGCACUUUGACGACGACGAGGCGUGGACCUUCAGAUCGCCAGACUCCCAUGGCAUGGAUCUGUUUGCGGUUGCAGUCCAUGAGUUCGGUCACGCCAUCGGCCUGGUCCACACCUCCGCCAUGGAGUCCAUCAUGAGACCGUACUACCAGGGUCCUGUAGGAGACCCUCUCAAAUACGACCUGCCCUAUGAGGACAAGGUCCGCGUGUGGCAGCUCUACGGUGUCAGAGACUCGGUGUCCCACACAAUCCGACCGGGCGGCACCUCGCAGACGCCUGAGCCUCCCGUCCUCCUCGACCUUCCUGAGAACAGGUCCAACGUUCUGCUGGCGCAAGAUGCCCCAGACAGAUGCUCCAGUCACUUUGAUGCCGUGGCCCAGAUACGAGGGGAGGCUUUCUUUUUCAAAGGAAAGUACUUCUGGCGACUAACUCGAGAGAAGCACCUGGUGUCUCUGCGUCCGGCUCAGAUCCAUCGCUUCUGGAGGGGCCUGCCGACCAACCUGGACGGCGUGGACGCCGUGUACGAGCGACCAGGAGAUCACAAGAUCGUCUUUUUCAAAGGUCUCAAGUACUGGGUGUUCAAAGACAAUAUCGUGGAGGAAGGUUACCCCCGUCCGAUCAGUGACUUUGGUUUGCCGCUGGAAGGCAUCGACGCGGCGUUUGUUUGGCUGCACAACGAGAAAACCUACUUCUUCAAGGACAACCAGUACUGGCGCUACGACGACCACCUGCGGCGCAUGGACCAGGGCUACCCCAAAGACAGCUCGCUGUGGAAGGGGCUGCCGCUGCACCUGGACGACGCCAUCAGGUGGUCGGACGGCUCGUCCUAUUUCUUCAAGGGGAAGGAGUACUGGAAAGUUCCGGGCAGUGACAUGGAGGUGGAGGCAGGUUACCCCCGCCUCAUCGCCAAGGACUGGCUGCUGUGCACGGAGAUGCAGUCGGACUCUCCGGACGCGGAGCCCAAGAGCACGGAGACGAGGGUCAACGUGCACCGCCAGCCGGACCACGCGGAGAACGGGUACGAGGUGUGCUCCUGCACCUCGGACUCCGCCUCGCCUUUGGGCGCCCGCUCCUCCCCCUCCCCCCUCUGGCUGCUGCCACCGCUCUGGACGCUCUCGCUGGCCCUCAGCUCCGAACUGCUAUGAUACCAGAGCACGGGACCAAGUUCCUGAGCCGACUGGUGGAGGGCCAGUGGACACAAUCCUACAACUGGAACAUUUAGUUCUCAUUUUUAUCAUUCGGCCUCGUAAUUGCUCUUGUUUUGUUAUUAUUUAUUUGGCGUGUGGUCGGUAAAGACACCAACCUGCCCACAGCGCUCUAUAACUGUUUAUUGAAGGAGGAGAUAGAAGGACUGUUCUUAUAAAGCUCUUUCUCACUAAGUCACAUUCACACAUUUACACAACAUUCUCAGUACAGCACUUUUUCUAUACCCCCCCACCAUUCAAACUAUCGUCACAGCCAUCAGGGGCAAUUUGUUACCUCGAUAUCUUGCCCAAGGUCACUUUGGAACACAGACUGCAGGAGCCAGGGAUCGAACCUCCUUCUGGUUCGUGGACGACCCACACAAGGGAAAUGGAUAUUGAUUACUUCUCAUCAUGAACAUUGAUCAAUGUCACACACACACACACACACAGAUGGAUACAAGGUUUCCUGGGUUGUAGGUGAACGACAUGCCGACACACAAUGCUGCCUAUUUUAUGAAAUGACAGCAGGUGGUUUCACCCAAAUGGGCACAACAUUAGUUUAAAAGUGCCAUAAACAUAUUAUCACACUUCCCUCUGGUGGUAUCUCAGCAUACAGAUGGUUCACGUUAUAUUUAAUAGUUUCUGAAAAACAGUAUCAGGAUUAGCUCAAUGGAGAAAAUCUACGCAGACAGACAGAUACGGAUAAAACAGAUAAAAUGGAGCAGUACCAAUGGAAAUCAUGGGGGGGCAGUUUUGCCAGUAGAUCAAGUGAGACGAUCAUAGGACACUUGACUCUGUGCUGCCCUCUAGAGGACAUAUUAUGACCACCAUGCUAACGUAACAGAUGCUUGGAGGUAUGUGGGCAGUGAAGGCAGCACAGAUCGUCCACAGAACUCGUUGGGAUUAUUUUUGCAGAAACUAGAACAGAACUUUGUGCAUUUGCAGGAAACCACCACAGAGAAGUGAGCUCUUUGGAAUAAUCUUUAUUAUUUGAGGGAACUGACCCUUUAAUGAACCCCAUAAUCCACACAUAUCCAUCAGGGUUCAACGUGAGGUGGGAACCAGACUUAAGUGCUUGUGACGGCUCUGGCUCUCGCCGACAGUUUGAAAACUUCUCACUGUGAGAGCGAGAGCGAUGCUCGCCACUUCUUCUUCUUCUUCUUCUUCUAAAUCCCACAGCGCUGCUCCGCAGUGAUGGGCUGCUGCUCAUGACUACAUUUCCAUGGUUUCAUUAUUUCCUCCUCUGGGUCGGAGGUUUGUCCCUGCUCCUGGUUCUCUAGUAUUUUUGUGUCAGAUUUCCCUGUUGACUUUUUACAUUGCUUGGAUCAGGUUAUAGAGUUUAUAGAGGCUUUUUGUGACUGUUGGACAGUUUCCCUCCUCACCUCUUCUAGUCCUUCUCCAACAUGGCGCCCAGAUUUAUUCUUGCUGUAAAGAUAUAUUUACCUAUAGACGGAUAUAUUUGAGUUGAGAGGUGCUGCAGCGGCUGCAUAACCAAGUGGGCUGUGUAUAUUUUAAGCUGUGUUUUCUAAUGUAAAAUAUUUUUGUAGAAAAAUAAAAGGAUCUGACUUUA
Messenger RNA from Platichthys flesus (European flounder), 3801 nucleotides. RefSeq names its product matrix metalloproteinase-17-like. Gene Ontology annotation, biological process: extracellular matrix organization; collagen catabolic process; proteolysis. Gene Ontology annotation, molecular function: metalloendopeptidase activity; zinc ion binding. The coding region runs from base 399 to 2192 and encodes 597 amino acids. The record is from RefSeq and is a predicted model, not a curated record. The transcript is spliced from 10 exons. NCBI's taxonomy places the organism in Eukaryota, Metazoa, Chordata, Actinopteri, Pleuronectiformes, Pleuronectidae. Gene Ontology annotation, cellular component: extracellular matrix.